This is a messenger RNA of Pseudoliparis swirei, 2355 nucleotides long. Its product is annotated as eukaryotic translation initiation factor 4 gamma 2-like. The coding region runs from base 130 to 2181 and encodes 683 amino acids. NCBI's taxonomy places the organism in Eukaryota, Metazoa, Chordata, Actinopteri, Perciformes, Liparidae. Gene Ontology annotation, molecular function: mRNA binding; translation initiation factor activity; protein binding. The record is from RefSeq and is a predicted model, not a curated record. Gene Ontology annotation, cellular component: eukaryotic translation initiation factor 4F complex. The transcript has 14 exons.
AGAAGACUGCUAAUUUCCAAACUUCAAGAUGAAUUUGAAAACCGCGCCAGAAAUGUUGAAAUCUAUGACAAAGAUGACGCCCCUCUGUCCUCGGAGGAGGAGGAGCAGCGCUCCAUCGCCAAGCUCAAGAUGCUCGGCAACAUCAAAUUCAUCAGUGAACUGGGCAAGCUGGACCUCAUCCACGAGUCCAUCCUGCACAGGUGCAUCAAGACGCUCCUGGAGAAGAAGAAGAGGGUCCAGCUCAAGGACAUGGGGGAGGAUCUGGAGUGCCUCUGCCAGAUAAUGAGAACCGUCGGGCCGAGACUCGACCACGAGAGAGCCAGAUCUCUGAUGGGUCAGUACUUUGGCCGCAUGCGGUCCCUGAAGAACAACAAGGCGCUGCCGGCCAGGAUCCGCUUCCUGCUGCAGGACACCCUGGAGCUGCGGGAGAACCGCUGGGUCCCCCGCAAGGCCUUCAUCGACACGGGCCCCGAGACGCUGCAGCAGGUCCGCCAGGACGCCGCCAAGGACCUGGGUCUCUUCAUCCCAGCGCCCACGUCUCAGGGCGGGAGGACGGGCUUCUUCCUGGAGAACCCCUUCAUGCCCCACCGGCUGAGGCUGGAGGGCCUGGGAGGCCUGGCGGACAUGUUCGGACAGAUGCCAGGCGGUGGGAUUGGAACCGGGCCGGGGGUCAUUCAGGACCGGUACUCGCCCACGAUGGCACGCCACCGCACCAACCCGCUCUUCAACGGCCACGCCCCCCCACCACAGGCACAGUGCUUCGUCAAGUCUAACCAGGUUCAGAACCAGCACUUCCUCCACCAGAACCACAUGGCCCAGCAGCAGGUCCAGUCCAAGGACACGCCUCCACGAUUCGGCAAGAAGGGACUCCAUGCAGACGAGGUCCCUCAGAUCAGCCUCCGGCCCGCCCAGUCGUUCCUGCUCCUCAAGAACCAGAUGCCCAAGCUCCAGCCCCAGACCCCCCCCCUGAUGCCCCCCAGCACCCAGACCCCCCCCCCGGGACAGCCUCCGCAGCUCGGCCUGAAGACCAACCCUCCGCCCAUCCAAGAGAAACCUCAGAAGACCAGCAAGAAACCGCCUCCGUCCACAGAGGAGCUGCUCAGGACCGCUGAGACGAUGGUGACGGAGUACCUGACCAGUAAGAACCUGGCCGAGGCCGUGGGCGUGGCCAGGGAGAUGAAGGCGCCCUCGCACUUCCUGCCGGAGCUGCUGAGCAGGAUCAUGGUGUUGUCCCUGGACCGGCCCGGCGAGGACGAGGAGCACGCCAGCGCCCUGAUCCACGCGCUGCGCGCCGAGGGCCUCGUCUCCGGGGACGACUUCAUGCGGGCCUUGCUCUGCGUCCUGGACCGGUGCCCCGAGAUCGAGCCGUCCAUCCCGCUGGUCAAGUCCUACCUGGCCCAGUUCGCGGCCCGCGCCGUCAUCGCCGAGCUGGUGGGCGUGGCCGAGCUGGCCCGCCCGCUGGAGAACGGCACGCACUUCCCCCUCUUCCUGCUCUGCCUGCAGCAGGCGGCGCGGCUGAAGGACGGCGAGUGGCUGGCCGACCUCUUCGCGCAGAGCAAGGUCGACAUGCAGAAGAUGCUCCCGGAAAUGGACCAGAACAAGGAGCGCAUGCUGGAGAUCCUGGAGGGGAGGAGCCUGGGCUUCCUGUUCCCGCUGCUGAAGCUGGAGAAGCAGCUGCUGCAGCAGAUUCGGGCCGAGCCGGCGCCGCACGCCGUCUACAAGUGGAUCAAGGACAACGUCUCGCCCAAGCUGCACGCCGACAGAGGCUUCGUCAACAUCCUCGUGACCAGCUUCCUCCAGUUCAUCUCCCAGGAGCUGAGCGCGGCGGCGGAGGAGGAGGGGGAGGAGCCUCCCCCCCGAGAGCAGCAGGAGAAGCAGCUGCUGCUGGCCUUCAAGCCCGUCCUGCAGAAGUUCCUCCACGCCCACGCCGAGCUGCAGGUCAGCGCCCUCUACGCCCUGCAGGUGCACUGCCACGCCAGCGCCUUCCCCAAAGGCAUGCUGCUGCGCUACUUUGUGAACCUCUACGACAUGGAGAUCAUCGAAGAAGAGGCCUUCCUCGCAUGGAAAGAAGACGUCACGCAGGAGUUCCCGGGCAAAGGGAAGUCUCUCUUCCAGGUCAACCAGUGGCUCACCUGGCUGGAGACGGCGGAAGAGGAGGAGUCUGAGGAAGAAGCCGACUGAGCAACCACAAGCUCCGCCAUCCUCAUCCUCAUCCUCCUCCUUCUUCUUCUUCUUCUUCAAACGUUUAAAAAGAUGGAUUAAGGUGGAUUAUCGUUUGUUUAGUCGACAUUAUGCUUACAAAACUGUUUUUAAAUAAAAGUGCUCUACCUAGUCGCUGAUGAGCAUCUUCCCUUA